GCAGAGAGGAGUCCAGCAGCGAACUCUCACCGCUGAGUUUAACAACCACAGCUCAGCUCCGGACUUUACCUCCAGUUCCUUCAGCAAGAACAGAGACGCUCUCUCACUCUUUCUUUCUUUCCGAGGGAGAGAACGACUUUUUACUCGUUUUCCUCUCCUCCUUCAACCACGAAAGGGAAUGCCAUCGAUAAAUAUGAAACUGGAGAUGGUGACCAUCAUCGCCUGCGACGUGGACAUCGAGGUGUUUACAUCGGACAAAAUGCAGGAGAGGUUCGAGGCGUUGUUUAGGAUCUACGACGAACAGACGACAUUCCAGAUGUUCAAAAGCUUCCGGAGAGUCCGGAUCAACUUCGGCACCCCGGAGGUCGCCGCCCGCGCUCGCAUUGAGCUGCACGAGACAGAAUUCAACGGCCAGAAGCUGAAACUCUACUUUGCCCAAGUCCAGAACGGCGACGAGAACAUUGACAAGUCGUACCUGGCCCCCCCCCAGCCCGUCAAACAAUUCCUGAUCUCACCGCCUGCCUCGCCACCCGUGGGCUGGAGCCAGAGCGAGGACGCCACGCCCGGCAUCAACUACGACCUGCUGUGUGCUGUGGCCAAGCUAGGACCCGGUGAUAAGUAUGAGCUUCACGCGGGGACCGAGUCCACCCCCAGCGUGGUCGUCCACGUGUGCGAGAGCGAGACAGAGGAGGACGAGGCGGCGCGGCCAAAGCAGCAGAUCGUCCAGACCAGACGUCCGGACGGGCCGCCCAAGGUCUUCAACUAGAGAGGCCCCCCCCCCCCCAUGACACCGGCGCGGCCCCCCUGACCGCACCCUUGAAUUCCGCGACACACCUGCCCUCUCUCUCUUGUCUCUGCACUCACAGAGAGCGUCGAUUGCCCCUCAUUUCAGUUCAACUACAAGCAAAAACACAACCAACAAACAUUGCUCAACAACGGUGUUUGUGGGGAGCGUGGCGAUGGAAUGAGGCGGCCUGAAGGGGAUGGAUGAGAACCACACACACACUCAUCACAUUCUGCGGACAGCGUGGGGAGUGGCGGGCACGCUUUGCCUCCACCCCACACAACCCUCCUCGUUUUCAGCAUGAGGGGUCGGAAUACCUGUCCCACUGUAGGCACCUGUCACUUAUCACACCCACUCAGCUCUCAUUGCUAGUCCUGCUCAGUAGCUUGCUGGUUAGUCAGCUGGCGAGCCGUACCUCUCCCUUAGUUUCACGGCCAUUUUAUUCGCUAACAAAGUUACUUUUCGAUUUUUUUCCUCCUAUUGUUUAAAAAAAUUAAUUGUGUCUUAUAUAUAUAUGUGUUUGAUAUAUAUAUAAAAUGCAUAUAUUCGGGUUUGUUAUUUUUCUUUUUUAUCCAUUUUCAUAUCUGGUUUGUCUCUUCAGCUUACGUCUAGAUUGAGUGUGUGAUGUUCCCACUCGUCUGCAUGUAUAUAAUAUAUAAGAAAAAAAUACGUACAGAAACUCAAGUACUACCAGAUAUAUCGAGAAAAAGGAACCUAUUUAACAUCACACAGCACGAAGCGCCAUCUGUGACUAACAAAGCUGUGGUGGUUGUUUGACUUUUUUUCUCUUGUCGCUCGUUUUUUCGCUUUUUGUCUUUUUUAUUUUAUUUGGAGAGGUGUUGUUCUUUGCUAAACUACUUGAUGUGUAUUCUUACUAUGUAUUUUAUACCCCAACACUUUUUGCAUGCUUACUAAUUUCCGUAGAUGAGGAGCUGAGGUGUUUUUUGUUUUUUUUUAUCGCCGUUUGUGAUGACAGGGAAAUAAAUGGUGUGACGCUUCUGACGCAAGUGCAAAUCCCCACACAGAGUUUCCAAAGUGACGUCUAUGGGGUGAAAAAAGCUUGGUGUGUUUUUGUAAGAUUGACGGUUCAGUCUUUGGCAUGGAGGCAAAUUUGCAUUUGUCGCUUUUUGGGGGGUUUGAUGGAUCAAAGACAGUUACCCCCCCCCCCCCCCCUCGUUUCCUUCAAGGGUUUUAGGGAGGUUGUUUGUUUGUUUUUCUCUCUGAUUCCGUUUGUGGAAUUUCAUAUCUUCAAUGUUUUGGUUAUGUCGUUCGAUCAGACCCGCUCUCUAUGUGUCAGGUUUUCUCUUCUGGAACCUACUGCUUUUUUUGCACUGAGUAUCUCUCGAUAUCUCCAAAGCAAUCGCGGGGCUCUCACGCGUCUACUGCUGCGGGCCUGAUUACUACUGCGCUGCUUCUCUCUGUAAAUAGCUGAGCGUGGUGUAGAGUUGUGGAAGUAGUCCUUUUUAGAUUUUGUAGUUUUACCUGGAAGCAUUUUGCUGAGAAAAGGGAAUAUUGGGGUAGCCUCAUGAGAUAUCAACCAAAGCAUUCACUCCCCUCUCAUUGUCACCAGAAACAUACGGUGAUUCUUUUUCUUAAAGACACCCUAAUGUAUAUUUGUUAAUCUGAGAGAAAUCACAUUUUUUCCCCAACACAUCUGCAAUGACUUUAUUGCAUUGUUAUUUUAUAUUUAAAAAAAACUCCUUGUCAUCUUUUUAUGUUUUUUGACACAAACUCCAACUAAUUCCCCUAAAAAAAAAAUCAUAACUUUCUUACUUCCUUUCCUUCUUUUAUCUCCCGUCAGUCCUUUAUCAGAUUAGCGUGCUUCAACUUCUCUUUUGAUGAAAGCGUUCUGUGCUUUGGAAGCAGCAGGAACAGAUGUUUCUAACAGGGAUCUUUGGGUGUCAGCAGUGAGUCUAAACCUUGUUUGUCAUUAGGGCAGCAUGAAAUCAAACUUUUUUGCUGUUUUAUUUAGCAAAGGUCCAUCUGCAUGUGAGCACUUUAUCGUCAGUGUUUCGUUUCCUCGACACAUGACUUGUCUUUCUUGAGACAAGGUGGGAAGCACAUUGAAUUUCUUGUUUCUUUUGUGUUGUUUCUUUUUAUCUCAAGCUGAACACCUGGUUAGCCUUUUCACCAGCAUAUUGCAGUGAGUGAUACACUCCACUUCCUUUUUGCUCGCGUGAACCUUGGAGAAUUUCAGGCCUUUUUGGAUAUAUAUAUAAAUAUAUAUAUAUGAAAGUGUGCUACUGGAAAGCGUGCAGAGACGCACCACAGUAGGAGGCUGAAAAACGAGGCAGGAUGACACUGCAGAACAAAAUCAAUGUCUUUGUUUUUUGUGUUUGUCCACAAGAAAAACAUAAUCUUAUCUUCUGAGAGAGUUAAACAGUUCUUUGAGAUUUGUCGUGUGGGCAGAGUGCAGUUUUAUUGGCACUACAGUAAAGCUGUCGUGGUUAUUGAAGCAGACGGCAGAUCGGUGGAGCUGCUGAGGUGGAUUAUGAGGAAGAGGAAGCAGUGGGACACCUGUGGAGGUUUUUUUACUCUGGUCAUGGUGUUUCAAACUGGGUGCAUUUUGGUCACAGAGGAAAUGAAAAUGUAUAUUUGUGUACAUAUGCCAAGUUUUUUUUGUUGCUGCGGCCAGUCCCAGUGUGCGGUUUGUUACGGCUUCUCUUUGCAAUGUUGUAACGGGAAAAAAAUAUGACAUAAAAAAAGUGUAACAAUAAGUCCUGCUCGAUCAAAAGCAACUGUCAUUGUGUUGUGUUCAACAGUUCGACAUGGACUCAGUUUGAAGGUUUCUUUUACUUUUGGGGAACGUCUACUAAAAAGGUCAAUAAUACACUUCGUCACUGUUGUACUGUUUCUGUUGAAAUAUGAAUAUUGUAUCUUGUAUUGUAGAAUUCCAGAAAACAAAGUAGCAAAACAAGCAAUAAUUUACAGUUCUAUAAUACCGGUAUCUGUAUUUUCAUGGUCUGUACUUACUUCUCAGAGAUGGUCUCUGUCUCUUACAGUAUCUGCUUCUAUUUGUGUAGUAUAAUAGUCCUUUGUUUCACAUACAAUAUACAUAAAGACUUAUUCUUAAAA
This is a messenger RNA of Platichthys flesus (European flounder), 3859 nucleotides long. Its product is annotated as calcipressin-3-like. Gene Ontology annotation, molecular function: calcium-dependent protein serine/threonine phosphatase regulator activity; nucleic acid binding. The coding region runs from base 179 to 766 and encodes 195 amino acids. The transcript is spliced from 4 exons. Gene Ontology annotation, cellular component: nucleus; cytoplasm. Lineage: Eukaryota; Metazoa; Chordata; Actinopteri; Pleuronectiformes; Pleuronectidae. The record is from RefSeq and is a predicted model, not a curated record. Gene Ontology annotation, biological process: calcium-mediated signaling.